This is a messenger RNA of Trichechus manatus latirostris (Florida manatee), 560 nucleotides long. RefSeq names its product ADP ribosylation factor like GTPase 9 (gene ARL9). Gene Ontology annotation, molecular function: GTPase activity; GTP binding. The record is from RefSeq and is a predicted model, not a curated record. The transcript is spliced from 3 exons. NCBI's taxonomy places the organism in Eukaryota, Metazoa, Chordata, Mammalia, Sirenia, Trichechidae. Bases 121 to 546 code for a protein of 141 amino acids.
UGUAUUGGUUUAUCUUUUGUUUUGCAGGAGAAAAAUAAGCAGAUCAUAGUGCUGGGCUUGGAUGGAGCAGGAAAAACCAGUGUCCUCCACUCUCUAGCUUCAAACAGAGUCCAGCACAGCAUGGCACCUACCAAAGGUUUCAAUGCAGUGUGUAUCAACACGGAAGACAAACAAAUGGAGUUCCUGGAAAUUGGUGGCAGUGAACCUUUCCGUUCUUACUGGGAAACGUACCUGUCCAAGGGAUUACUGCUGAUCUUUGUGGUUGAUUCAGCAGAUCACAACCGAUUACCUGAAGCCAAAAAACACCUUCAUCAACUGAUCGGAACAAACCCGAUCCUUCCUCUGGUUGUGUUUGCAAACAAACAGGAUCUUGAAGCAGCAUAUCAUAUCACAGAUAUCCAUGAUGCUUUGGCGUUAUCUGAGGUGGGAAAUGACAGGAAGAUGUUCUUGUUUGGAACCCAAGUGACUGAGAAUGGCUCAGAGAUACCCUCCAUCAUGCAAGAUGCCAAAGACCUGAUCGCACACCUGGCUGCAGAUGUGCAGUGACCAGGACCUGGCCC